AUGACAACAGCCCAUCGCCCAACCUUCGACCCAGCGCGCGGCAAAGAAGCUGCCCGCGGCGAAGCCUACCACCAACGCCUGCUCCCCGCGCACAAGACGCUCAAAUUCCGGCAACAGACGCAAGGAACCGCAGACGAGCAGGCGAAGCGCGACCUCAAAGCCGAGCUACUGAGGGCAGAGCGCGCACACUUUGCUAAGGUUGAGGGCAAGGCAUUACCGGAGGAUGAAGACGAGGACGAGCGGGAAGUGAAGGGCGCGAUUGAGGCACCUGACAGCGCGAAGAGGAAGAUUGGCGAUGUGGAGGCAGCAGAGGGUGGAGGGGAGAAGCAAGAGGACUAUGAGGCCAAAAAGCGACGAGUGCUAGAAGAGACCAAAGACAUCGACGCCUCCUCCUCCGGCUCCGAAGCAGACUCGGACUCCGAAUCAGAAUCAGAGAGUGAAGACGAGUCCGCCGAACUCAUGCGCGAGCUCGCAAAGAUCAAGGCCGAGCGCGCCGCCGCCGCCGCAGCUGCCGCGGAGAAAGAAGCGGCGAAGGAGGCAGAGCAGAGGGAGAAGGAUAUCGCGCUGGGCAAUCCGCUGUUGAAUAAGGCGGAGUAUGGGGUGAAGAGGCGGUGGGAUGACGAUGUGGUGUUUAAGAACCAGGCGCGGGGGACGGAGGAGCGGGGCAAGGAGAAGAGGUUUGUGAAUGAUUUGUUGAGGAGUGAUUUCCAUCGGCGGUUUAUGGAUAAGUACGUGCGGUGA
Molecule: messenger RNA, 741 nt
Organism: Saxophila tyrrhenica
Lineage: Eukaryota; Fungi; Ascomycota; Dothideomycetes; Mycosphaerellales; Extremaceae
Gene: CWC15
Product: complexed with cef1p
Exons: 1
Coding region: 1-741 (246 amino acids)
Biological process (GO): mRNA cis splicing, via spliceosome
Cellular component (GO): catalytic step 2 spliceosome
Molecular function (GO): RNA binding
Source: RefSeq, a predicted model, not a curated record